Xenia sp. Carnegie-2017 is the source of this 1280-nucleotide messenger RNA. Its product is annotated as aquaporin-8-like. Gene Ontology annotation, molecular function: water channel activity. The transcript is spliced from 4 exons. Bases 224 to 949 code for a protein of 241 amino acids. Gene Ontology annotation, biological process: transmembrane transport. The record is from RefSeq and is a predicted model, not a curated record. Lineage: Eukaryota; Metazoa; Cnidaria; Anthozoa; Malacalcyonacea; Xeniidae. Gene Ontology annotation, cellular component: plasma membrane.
UAAUAUACGCACGUUAUGUACGUCACUACAAAUAUAUAUACAGGAUGUGUGUACAGGAAGAUAGAAAUAUUGAUUGCGUAGAUUAUUUCAAUAGAAUAAAGAGAACUAUUUUACCCAGGAUGUCCGUGACACUUGGGUUUAAUAUGCAUACAUGUUCUGAUUUUUGAUUUGAUUGUUGCGCUUGAUAAACACUGAGUUCACUAGCUCCGGUAAUUUGAAUAAAAUGGAAGAAGACCACCGUUUUACCAUCGAGGAACAACCACCAAGAUCACAAUUUGAAUCGUCUUUAUUUUUCAAAUACAUCCGACCAUGUAUUGCCGAGAUGUUUGGCACUAUACUCAUAGUCUUUACUGAUAUAUGUCUUGGAUGGAGCAAUGCUUUAGCACAUGGUUACUUGAUAUUUGCGUUAAUCGCUGCAACUUCUUCUGUCAGCGGUGGUUGUUUUAAUCCAGUAGUAACCCUGGCGCUAACAAUCUUUCGUGGUAUACAACCAGUACUUGCACCGUUGCUUGUUCUAUCUCAAAUUUUGGGAGGAAUAAUUGGCGCAGCUUUAGCCCGAGCAGGGAUGAGCUCUGAGAACUACAAAAUGAACUUUGGUGGUGUUCGUAUCCUAGGAGCUAAUAUCAAUCCAGGUCAAGGCAUUUUGGCUGAAGCCUUAGCGACCUCCAUUUUGGUACUCGUAGUGUUGAUGGUUUUAUUAGAUGAGAGAAACAAGAGUAAACUCGCUCCUCUCGCCAUUGGUUUGUCAGUUGUAGGCGGAAUUUUAACAAAUCAUUCGAUUACAGGAGGUUCCAUGAAUCCUGUGCGAAGUUUUGGUGCAGCAGUUGUGAAAAAUUAUUGGAAACAUCAUUAUGUCUACUGGGUUGGUCCGUUUCUUGGUGGCAUGUUAUCAACUUUGAUGUAUGGUUUUGUCUUGGCUUCACCAAACCAACUAUGGCUAGUUUGGUAGAGCACUGUAUGGAUACAGGACUCGCAUUGUAAAAGUCUUUUAAUGGAUUUAAACCUUCGAGGAUGGAGUAGUUUAUAUAUAUACUCGGAAGCUUGAAAAUUUUUCGAUUUUUUUCUCUUCGUGAGAUUUAAUGUGUUAAUGAAAAACAUAGGUCCAUAACGACGCUCACUUUGUCUUUAGCAUAUUGUUAUGUAGUAGUUGAAGAUUUUCGUCAGGAUGUAAGCAAGAUAAAAGAAUAUGUAUGAAUCGGAUAGAUUAUUGUGAGCCCUUUGCGUAUCAGUUCUCAGCAGAAACCAAAACGCAUUAAAGUUCUGCUUAUCGACCGAUAAAA